Messenger RNA from Mobula hypostoma (lesser devil ray), 655 nucleotides. Its product is annotated as cystatin-B-like. The coding region runs from base 55 to 300 and encodes 81 amino acids. Gene Ontology annotation, molecular function: cysteine-type endopeptidase inhibitor activity. Gene Ontology annotation, cellular component: cytosol. The transcript is spliced from 3 exons. NCBI's taxonomy places the organism in Eukaryota, Metazoa, Chordata, Chondrichthyes, Myliobatiformes, Myliobatidae. The record is from RefSeq and is a predicted model, not a curated record.
GAAAAAUUCAAGUUCGGAUUGGAUCAGAAUUAUCAAAACAGUACAUAGUGGAAAAUGGCACACCUCAAGGUGAAGCCUCAGGUUGAAGAGAAAGCUGGAAAAACAUUUGACACAUUUGUUGUCAAAGCCUACAAAACACAAGUUGUAGCUGGGACCAACCACUUUUUUAAAAUCCAUGUUGGUGGCAGUGACUACAUUCACGUCAAAGUAUAUGAAAUGCUUCCUUUUCAGGGAGGUAAAAAGGAGAUAAUGGGCAUCCAGAGCAACAAAUCAAAGGAUGAAGAACUAACUUUCUUUUGAAUACAAAAUAUCUUACUGUCAAUGCUCUAGGCUUAUGCAAAAGUAGUUUGUUUUAUAUUUUUAAGCUUCUCUCUUUUGGCUUUAUCUAAACUGGGGAUAUUCUUAUUUUGCAUCAACUUCUAGCCAUAUAAACCAUAUCAUGUGGUUGGGAGAAGAGCGCAGAGGUUCAAGAAGUUUGAUUAUGUAUACCAUCCUUGAACUAACAUGAAAGAUUUUUUAUAAUCAAAGGUUGUUGUGGUGAAUUCAAUUUGUGUAAUGAAAAGAACUGGCAUAAUUUUUGAACUAAAUUGUUUUUAUUGAGAUUAUGUAUACUUUUUAUUGUACCCUGCAGUUUAUUUUAAGAAAUAAAUGCACU